UAAUGAAGCAUUACUAGUGCCUUCACAGGAAGAGCAACAGUUGCAACAGACAGGGGGAUAGAAUUGUCCUUGUUGCGAACCAGACUCAGACAGGCAAGGAGUGUGAGACAUUCUGGUUUUUCUGAUUAUCUGGGUACCCAUUUAGCUGUCCCGUCUGCCCCAAAAGCCGAAGUUCCCCCGUUGCCUUGCCUUGCCAUUGCCUUGCCUUGUCGUUGCCUUGCCCUGCGGAACCCCAUUUCCGAUCCCAGUCAAGGUUUAGCAACAGCAAGGGCAACAGCCAUAGCGAUGGCCGCCACUUCUAGAGGUUCCCUCUCCCUCCUCUCUCUCAAUCUCUCCUCUUCCUUGGCUUCGGCUUCUUCUCAUCCACAGUCUCGCUGUUCUCUCUCCAUGGCCACGUCCCGAAGUUCGCACUUGGGAGGCGCUCGGGUCCUUCUUUCUGUCAAGCACCGCCUCUCCACUUCCCCCUCGGUCACGACCGGAGCGCCUCGUGUUCUGGCUUCCGGGACCGCCAAUGCGUCACUCGCUCCUGCCGUCUCGCCGUCCCCAUCCAGCCCUGGUGCCUCCAGCCAGGGAGCGAAGCAGGCCCUCAUUUCUCUUUCUGACAAGCGAAACCUUGAAUUGCUUGCCAAGGGACUUGAGGAUCUUGGAUACAAGUUGGUGUCAACAGGCGGUACCGCCACAGCUCUUGAAAAAGCAGGCUUUUCUGUCACGAGGGUUGAAGAGCUGACAUCGUUUCCGGAGAUGCUUGACGGGCGCGUGAAAACGUUACACCCAGCAGUGCAUGGCGGUAUUUUGGCAAGGCGAGACAUGCAAGCUCACUUGGAAGCACUCCAGCAGCAUGGAAUUGGAACUAUUGAUGUGGUGGUGGUGAACCUUUACCCUUUCUACAGUACUGUGACUUCUUCUAGUGUAGAGUUUGAGACGGGAGUAGAAAACAUCGACAUUGGAGGUCCAUCUAUGAUUAGAGCUGCCGCGAAGAAUCACAAGGACGUGAUAGUAGCAGUGGACCCUGACGAUUACCCAGAGAUUCUAGGAAAGCUGCAGAGUGAUGAUGACGGUGAUUCUAGCUUCCGGAGGAGGUUGGCAUGGAAAGCCUUCCAGCACGCCUCAUCUUAUGACUCAGCUGUGGCUGAGUGGUUAUGGAAGCAUCAACGAGAUGGUGAAGAAACGACUGAAUUCCCACCAAGUCUGACAGUACCUCUGAGCUUGAAACAAAAGUUGAGGUAUGGUGAGAACCCACAUCAGCGGGCUGCUUUCUACGAAGACAAGUCCCUCUGUGAGUUUGGAGCAGGGGGCAUCGCCACUUCAGUCCAAUAUCACGGCAAGGAAAUGUCAUACAACAACUAUUUGGAUGCCGACGCAGCCUGGAAUUGUGUAUGCGAGUUCAACAAUCCUACCUGUGUUGUGGUCAAGCACACUAAUCCUUGUGGAGUUGCUUCUGUUGGUCCAAACCAAGGGCUGCUGGAAGCCUACCGACUUGCAGUGAGGGCUGAUCCUGUGAGUGCUUUCGGAGGCAUUGUCGCGUUCAAUGUGGAAGUGGAUGAGACCCUUGCACGGGAGAUUCGGGAAUUCCGAAGUCCCACGGAUGGCGAGACCCGGAUGUUCUAUGAAAUUGUGGUGGCUCCUAGUUACACAGAGAAAGGUCUGGAGAUAUUGAAGGGAAAAUCUAAAACCCUGCGGAUUUUGAAGGCAGAGCACACUAAAAAGGGCCGACGGUCUUUGCGGCAAAUUGGUGGCGGCUGGUUGCUUCAGGAUUCUGAUGAUAAGACACCCGAGGACCUCGGUUUCAGAGUUGUUACAAGCAAGGUCCCAACCUUGGAGCUUGUAGAUGAUGCACAAUUUGCUUGGCUCUGCUGCAAGCAUGUUAAGAGUAACGCCAUUGUUGUGGCUAAGGAUAACCGGAUGUUGGGUAUGGGGAGUGGCCAACCUAACCGUGUCAAGAGUUUGCAAAUAGCUUUGGAAAAAGCUGGGGAGGAAGCCAAAGGUGCUGCUCUUGCUAGUGAUGCAUUCUUUCCGUUCGCCUGGAAUGAUGCUGUGGAAGAUGCUUGCAAGGCCGGUGUGAAGGUCAUAGCACAGCCUGGUGGUAGCAUGCGCGACCAGGACGCUAUCGAUUGCUGCAACAAGUACGGAGUAGCUAUGCUUUUCACUGAAGUUCGUCACUUCCGACAUUGAUGUGAUGACACUGAACCAUUUAAGCUCUCUGGAAACGAUAUUGGGAGAAUCCUGGCCUGUCCAACUGCUUUGAAAAUGCAUGAGCACAGCCGAGGGACCAGUCUGGUAGUUUUACACAAUUGAACACGGCUGUCAAGUUAGUUUUGGCGUUACCAAUGAGGUGGGCUUUUGUCCAACACCUGGUGAUUAGCGGUGAAGAGUGUCUUCAUCUUUAUCAGUCACCCGGAGUGUCAAGAUUUUGGCUUUAGAGAAGUAUACACAUUGAAUAGAUGUGAGGACAGAAUUCUGAAAGAGGAUUCGCCCAUGCGGCCAUUUUUGUUUUUGUGUGCACCUCGCAGUUAGAGGUAGUAGAUCCGAAUAAGUUUGCCUUGGCAUGACUGAGAUGGAGGCACCUGGUAAGUGUAGGUACUAAUUCUGCAGCAUUUUAAUAGCAACUGGAGGCGGAGUCUACUAGUUUUCCUCAUUUGAGACAUGGUCAUCAAUCUUGGAGCUCUACUCUCAACUUGUUUUCAAUUUUGUGUAUCCUCCAGUACCAUCUUCUCGGUCUCCACGCAAUUCAAACCGUGUUCCUUCUGCCCUUAA
Physcomitrium patens is the source of this 2754-nucleotide messenger RNA. RefSeq lists its product as uncharacterized. Lineage: Eukaryota; Viridiplantae; Streptophyta; Bryopsida; Funariales; Funariaceae. The record is from RefSeq and is a predicted model, not a curated record. Gene Ontology annotation, biological process: 'de novo' IMP biosynthetic process. Gene Ontology annotation, cellular component: cytosol. Gene Ontology annotation, molecular function: phosphoribosylaminoimidazolecarboxamide formyltransferase activity; IMP cyclohydrolase activity.